Messenger RNA from Achroia grisella, 1145 nucleotides. RefSeq lists its product as uncharacterized. The transcript has 8 exons. The record is from RefSeq and is a predicted model, not a curated record. Lineage: Eukaryota; Metazoa; Arthropoda; Insecta; Lepidoptera; Pyralidae. The coding region runs from base 239 to 1072 and encodes 277 amino acids.
AAAUAGGUUUGCUAAGACUACUUUUUACUACGUGUACAGACAGAGAUCUGUUUGUUACAUUUUUAUUAUAUGUAUGUACUCGUAGAUGAGGUAUUUCCCUAUCUAUCUAUUUAUCUUUGUCUGUACGAGGACUGGCAGCAUACGUCACUGUAUAUUUAAAGCGUUGAGGAAAUUCAGUCGUGUUAAUUGUACACAGUUCGUUAUUACUUAUUAAUAUUUCAAUUGGUGUACAAUAAACAUGUGUCGAACAAAAGUCAUUGGAUUUAUUGUUACAAUAUUAAUUGCAUUUGCAAAAGCCGAUGACACAACUAAAAAUGACACUCAAGUAAAUGAAAUGAGUAUGUGUUUUCGGAAUUCCACUAAUAUUAAGAAUACCAGAAUAAAAAUAAAGACAUGUGUCACAGAUUACAUUAACGGAAAUACGACUGUUAAUACUUGCAACAACGGAAAAGAUGUCAAUAAAACAUUUGACGACCUACUGAAUUCAUUUUAUGAGUGCGUUAAAUAUAAUGAUAAAUAUAUGCAGGUAUUGAAUGAGUCUACAAGAAUAAGGAAAGAUAUUUUCACAGUGGCUUUGAAAAAGGAAAAACUGAACGAAUUAAUGGUUAAUAACGGUACACGAUGUACACAAGAAAUGUAUUCGGAUAUGUUGAAAUGCGUAAACGAUAGCUUGGAGAUUCAAGAGGACUUUAAGAGAAAUAUAUCAUACAGCUUGAUUCAAAUAACUAAAGUACUACUGUUUGAUAGAAAACCUUGUAAUUACUUAGUUGAGAUUAAAGCAUGUAUACAAAACAUACCCAGAAAUGAUUGCAACGUAACUAAAAAAUAUGUAACGGACAUCCAAGAUUACAUGUUAAAGACAUUCUGUAAACUAAACGAUAAGAAGGUAAUGCCGAAUAACUAUUCAAGUACUGGUGUUACAGUUGGAGUAUUAUUUGCCGUUAUUAUAAUUGCAGCCAUUUUAUACGUCGUGUACAAAAAACGUCGUUCUAUCUGCAGGAAAGGAGAUACGGAGAAAGAAGAAUAUGCUUGUUCGUACAAUGUGGCUAAAGACGAAGUAAAAACAAAUUGAACAAUAAAUAAUUAGUAUAUGUAAUAAACUAAAAUUGAUGUUGCAUUAUCGUAAACGUAAUAAAUUAUAAUUA